UGUUUGCAUAUUGGACUUGGCCCCUCCUUCCUCCACUCUACGAUUUUUCUUCCCUUUUUACACUUCCAAGAACCUUCAUCUCCUUGUUUUUUUUUUCUCUUGGGUUGGACGAAAUUUCUUCUUCCUUGGAGUUAUUUGGUUACAAAAUGAAGUGGCCAAUUAGUCAUCAUGCUCCAAAACCCUGAUGAUCAAUUUUAGAUUUGUGAUUUUCAGAAAAUUACCAGAAAUUCUUAUAAAUUAUUCUGUGUAGUUUUAGCGUUUUCGGAGUAGUUUUUGUGCUUUGUUUUGUCCUUUUUUGUAUCAAUCAUGAAACCGCUUCAACCACCACCAGCCUCCGGCGCCGCCUCUUCCUCCUCAGCCCGCCCUCGCCGCCGCUCCGACCUCAGCCUCCCGUUGCCACAACGCGUCCCAGAUCGAGCUGUGCCUCUUCCUCUUCCUCUUCCUCUUCCCCCGACUUCCGCUCCGGCCUCCACCCCGACUUCGUUCGCCGAGCUUGAGCGGAUCAACCGCAUCGGUAGCGGCAGUGGUGGCACUGUCUACAAGGUCCGCCAUCUCCCUACUGGAAAAAUUUACGCCCUCAAGGUAAUCCACGGCACCCAUGACGAGUCUGUGCGCCACCAGAUCUGCCGGGAAAUCGAGAUCCUCCGGGGAGUAGACAAUCCAAACGUGGUUAAAUGCUACAACAUGUAUGAUCACAAUGGAGAAAUUCAAGUCCUACUUGAAUACGUUGACAAGGGUUCUCUCGAAAACAUUCACAUCCCACAUGAACCCUCUUUAUCUGAUCUCACCCGCCAAAUUCUCUCAGGCCUUUCCUACCUCCACAAGCGCAAAGUCGUUCAUCGCGACAUCAAACCCUCCAAUUUUCUGAUAAAUUCAAGGAGAACUGUUAAAAUUGCGGAUUUUGGGGUAUCCCGGAUUUUGGAUCAGACAAUGGAUGCUUGCAAUUCAUCAGUGGGCACCAUAGCUUACAUGAGCCCAGAAAGGAUCAACACAGAUCUGAAUCAUGGAAAAUAUGAUGGGUAUGCUGGGGAUAUAUGGAGCUUGGGAGUAAGCAUUCUUGAAUUUUACUUGGGCAGAUUUCCAUUUGCUGUUAGUAGAGGAGGAGAUUGGGCAAGCCUUAUGUGUGCAAUUUGUAUGUCGGAUCCUCCCGAAGCCCCUGCUACAGCUUCAUGGGAAUUUAGGAAUUUCAUUUCGUGCUGUCUUCAAAGGGAUCCUGCAAAAAGAUGGACCGCAGGGAGGCUUUUGAAGCAUCCGUUCAUUCUGCAGUAUGCCCCUCCAAGCAGUAACUCCAUUGCUAGCAAUCAGGUCCCUCAAUCUCAUCAGUUAUUACCUCCUCCUCCUCCACCCCACUUUUCCUCUUCUUGAUUGUUGCUUAGUUUUGGGAUUUUACCUUUUUUGCCUGGUUGGAUUAUGUAAUUUUAAUGGGAUUUUGAUAUUUAGGAGAAAAAAUUGGGGAGGUUCACAAUCAAUCAAAUACUUGUCUUCGAUAAUAAUGUUUAACCAGAAAAAGGAAUUCUUUUCUUAGAAAUUACCUUCAUGAUUGGGUUUUUAUGCUUGUCAAUUACUCAAAAGUUGAUAUUAUCUUGAAUUGGAUAGUUAUUGUGAUUAA
This is a messenger RNA of Olea europaea var. sylvestris, 1609 nucleotides long. Its product is annotated as mitogen-activated protein kinase kinase 5-like. The transcript has a single exon. Gene Ontology annotation, molecular function: protein serine/threonine kinase activity; ATP binding. Gene Ontology annotation, biological process: protein phosphorylation. The record is from RefSeq and is a predicted model, not a curated record. Gene Ontology annotation, cellular component: cytoplasm. Lineage: Eukaryota; Viridiplantae; Streptophyta; Magnoliopsida; Lamiales; Oleaceae. Bases 307 to 1365 code for a protein of 352 amino acids.